GGAGAAUCACAUCUUUUGCCCGGGAACAGUCGUUGUUGAGACUGUAUAAUCACCAUGCUUCUCGAAGACCAGAGAUUCAUCCACGAGGAUCUCGAGAGACUAGAGCAGGCGAUUGCGGAUCGCGUUGCCGAUGAGCCUCGUAACAUUAAAGAUCGCUUAGCCCGCGACCAUGAAGUCGCUCAGUUCCUGGACCGUAUAGGCGAGCAGUCGAAGAGACUACUAGAUAUCUACAAAGACGCGGACGGCGCACGCGAGAGGGAAAUCCAGGCCAUCUCGACCGGCGACCAAUUCGAGGAGUUCUACAAGCAACUAGACGAGAUCAAAGAUUUUCACAAGCGCUAUCCCAAUGAGCCCGUGGAGAAUCUGGAGCGAGCAUACAAGCGCCAUGAGGGCGAGCCGAUCGGAAUGGACAUCGAUAACUUCUUUACGGGUGAAGAAAGCUUCGGACAGUUCUUGGACCUUACGAAAGCGCACGAAGACUACCUGAACCUGCCUGGCGUCAAGAGGUUAACGUACGUUCAGUACCUCGAGGUAUUUGACGCUUUCACGCCCCCGCAGAUGCUUAUCAAGCGGCCCAAUAAGCUGUCCGAUAAGUACUUCCAGUAUGUUGGGGACCUUGCGUCAUAUUUGGAGGGAUUUAUCAAGAAGAUUAGGCCCUUGCAGGACUCGGAUAAGCUCUUUGGUAGCUUCGAUGAGGAGUUUGAGAAACAAUGGGCGGCUAAUGAGGUUCCUGGAUGGUCGGAUGAGGCGGCUCAGAAUGGUCCUCAGGGUCCACAAACUGAAGGAUCUGGAGAGGGCAUUUGGUGCGCUGCUUGUGAGAAGGAGUUUAAGAACGAGAAUGUGUACAAGAAUCACUUGACAGGCAAGAAACACAUUCGCGCCGCUGAGGCUAAAAAGGCCUCCGGUGACUCUGGCGAGAAGCCAGCAACAGCAAAUGGUGUUUCGGCCGUUGCUUCUCGCCUGAAGGAACGCGCUGUGGCAGAGCGUGAGCAUCGUGUUCGGUCGCUGGCGCAGGUGUUGGACGCCGAGCGUCAAGCCACGCGGAUCAACGUUGAGCGGAAACAGGGUAUGACUGAGAGAGAGCGUCAGAUGGAACUCGAGGCGCUGCUUGCAGAAUCCGAAAAUGCUGGCGGCGAUCGCGCAGGCGAUCAAUCCGACGAUGAUGGAGAUGACCGAAUCUACAACCCGCUUAAGCUACCGCUUGCUUGGGAUGGAAAGCCCAUUCCUUACUGGCUGUACAAGCUGCACGGCUUGGGUGUUGAGUACCCUUGUGAGAUUUGCGGUAACUUCGUGUACAUGGGUCGUCGCGCUUUCGACAAGCACUUCUCAGAAGGGUUGCAUAUUUGGGGCCUGAAGUGUUUGGGUAUCACCUCGAAUACGAACCUUUUCCGCGAAAUUACCAGGAUCGACGACGCCCUUCGAUUGUGGGAAAAGCUCGAGCAUGACCGCAAGAAGGAUAAGGACAGCCGCGACAACGUGGUUCAGAUGGAGGACGCAGAGGGCAAUGUGAUGCCAGAAAGGAUCUACUUGGAUCUGCAAAAGCAAGGCAUCCUGUAGCCGCGGCCCUCCCUGCGCAUUACGUAUAUUCUCCUAUAUCCACAUAUCUUACGUUUAAAAGCCUGGAGUUUGACGGUUGUUUUCUUCAUUUCCGUAGGGUCUCAUACCAUUGGGUUGUCUGGCUGGGAACAAUGGCUUUAUCAGUGCAUGGCCUUACGCGCCUCAUGUAUUCUACAUAAGACUUUGCUAUCAUCAACAAGAUAAGACUAUCUCUUAAUUCUUCGUUGUUUUCACUCAUGAUGUUGUAACAACCUAGUACCUAUCACGUGC
Messenger RNA from Aspergillus pseudonomiae, 1827 nucleotides. Its product is annotated as SF3a splicing factor complex subunit PRP9. Gene Ontology annotation, molecular function: RNA binding. Gene Ontology annotation, cellular component: spliceosomal complex. The coding region runs from base 55 to 1557 and encodes 500 amino acids. Gene Ontology annotation, biological process: mRNA splicing, via spliceosome. The transcript is spliced from 3 exons. NCBI's taxonomy places the organism in Eukaryota, Fungi, Ascomycota, Eurotiomycetes, Eurotiales, Aspergillaceae. The record is from RefSeq and is a predicted model, not a curated record.